UGUUCGGAAAGGAGGGCCUAACAUCUUUCAUCCGAUAUGAGCCGGGCUUCGAGUAUUUGUACGAUAUUGACGCCAUUGCAACAUUACACGACGUCGAUACGUUUCAAACCUCUGCCAAGAUGUGGUUUCAAAACAUCCAAAGCAAUGAAAAUCCUCAAGAGAUAAAAUUGCAUGUCGAGUCGUUCAUUAUUUGUUCACUGAAGACAGACAAAUGCGGGCGUCAAAAUGAAGAAUUUUUUAAAUGAAACACUGGGUCCCCCAUUGCCUCCACCAAGACCACCGAAAAACAGUAGCCGUCGAAGUUCUUUAAGCUCCGUCACAGUUAUUGAUGAAACAAUUCGAUUACCUCGGCGAAGGUCCUUGUCACCAUGUCCAUCUCCAACACGCGUUGGUAGAUUUUUUGAAAAAACAUCAAGUUUUUCAUCAAGGCAUGUAGUUGUGAAAGGCGUAAACGAAAUGGUUGCUCUUGAUAUAGUAAUUUCAUUCUUUAAAAACAAAUUUCCAUUUGAAGCGGAUGAUAUAACUUUCAUUACAAGGUGCGAACUUACACACGAUAUCAUCAUUGAAUUGCUAACACUGGAAGCUGCACAGUCGCUACUUACGAAAGCACACUCAGAAACACUUCAGUUGUUCGUUUCUAAAGAUUCCAUUACAAUAGAACCGUUUCCAGAAAAAGACAUGAAGUGUCUUCUUAUCAAUGGUAUCGAUGGCAGCUCUACACAAGCGGAUAUUGCCAAAUAUCUUCAUGAACACUGUGGCAUUGCCAUGGAGACAAUUAAGAAUAUCCAGUUCGGGACAAAAAAAGGAGCUGCAGUCAUUCAGUUUGAUUCAUCAAGACCAGAUAUCAAAACAAUACGGAAACGAUUGAGUAAAAGGCCAUGUAGAGGAAAGCUUUUGUGCUUUAAUGAAGUAGAUAGAUGUAGAAGCAUCCUUGUUCAACACCAAGAUCCGAGUGUGUCUAAGGAUGACAUUGUAAGAUAUUUCUCGAAAAAAAGCUUUAGCGGUGGCGGAAGGAUAGACACAGUCCAUAUCUACCUACCCUUGAAUGCAUACGUUGUUGUCUUUCGGUCUACUGAAGAUGCUGAUUGUGUUUUGUCGCAAAAUCCGCAUAGUAUAUUGGGAAGAAAACUUACUGUAGAGCCAUUCUUUGCAAGUCUUCAAGCGAAAUCUAUAAAUGAAAUCACUUCACAAGAGCCUCUUAUUUUCAACAAUUUGGACCGACACAUCGUUAGAUUCGUACGAAAUUCAGAAGAAUAUCGGACAGAUUUGGAAUGUAAAAUAGCUAAACUCAAUGGAAAGGUGGUUUGGCCAUGUGAAAAAGCUGAUGGAAACUACAAAAGCGAAAAACACCUGAAAGUUAUUUGUGCAAUUGAUCCGUGCAAAACACCUGUCGAAACUCUAAAAGAAAGUCUUAAAAACUGGCAACACAUUUGUUCUGGAAAAAUUCAACAAUUUUUUCACCAAUUUGAGAUGACCAGCAAAAUUCCUGUCGCCGACCAGGUCUGGAAUACCUUGAAUCAGUUCCUUGAAAGUAAUGAAAUUGACGACCCUAAAAAGGAGUGCCGAGCUGUGUUCAGAAACGCGGAUUUGUUUAGCGUUCGAAUCGUCGGCCAAAAACGAUUUACUGAAGACUUGUACGACAUCAUUUCAUCGAAGGUGGAUGAACUUGAAAAUGACUUUGUCGCUUCGCAGAAGACAAGUUGUCUGCGAAAAUUUAUUCAACUCAAUUCUAACGAAAAGUCUCAUCUUCGGUAUUCAAAAGCACUCGAAGAAAUAGGAAAAGAAAAUCCUACCGUUGUGAUAAAACUGUUAGACACAGAUCCCGAUGGCCUUGAAAUUAUGGGUAGGAUUAUUUCGAUCGGAGAAGUAAUCCAUAAAAUACAGUGCAGUUUAAACAGUUAUUCGAAGGAAGUGCUACACAGCGCUAAACAUGGAAUAACUUGCAAGACACUUGACUUACUGAAAACUCCGGAAACUAAAGCCUACAUCACCGAUAUGAUCGAUAAAUCAAUUGGAGGAACAUCCAAAGCUUGCUACGGAGUAGAUAUUGAUAACAACGUUGAGGUUUGUGCUACCGAUGAAGAAUCUCUUACGGAAGCCAUCAAAAUUAUUCAAGAUUCAAUCAAAGAAAUAGAACUCAAAUCAUUGACUCUGCGACAUCGAGUUGUAUUAUGUGGACAUGACGGUGAUAAUUUGUUUACAAGUUUGCAGAAGAAACACAAGGGUCUCUUUUUGAGUUACAAAAGCAACGAUUCAAUUAGUUUUGUCACAAUUAGUCCCAUAAUCGAUGAGGUUGAAGAAAUGAUAUCACUGUUUAUAGACAGCCAUGAAAUAAUUUCGGAAUUCAUCGAGGUGGAGAGUGAUCGUUUAGCCUACCUUUUGACGAAUAAAACAAACGAGCUAGAAAUAAUUGAAGACGAAUACCAACCAAAAGGCAUUGAGAUAUCAGUUGUCGAAGGGAUGAUUAGUGGGUUUUCCAUUAAAGGAGAGAAACAAUAUUGUCGGGAAAUAGGUUUGAGGCUACAACUGAUGGUUGACAUAAUCGUUGAAAGAAGUCAUGAACUUCAAUGGGAUGGUUUCAAUGAAUGCCUCAAGGAAAACCAGGAACUUCAGUCGAAAAUGUCAGUGAUUGAGCUUGAAAACAAAUGUGUUGUUAGAAUAUCGCCGAAUGAAAAAUACAGGAGAACAAACGAUAACGUCCGUUUGAUCGAUACAAAGUUUUUCACCACAAUUGGGAGCCUAAACAAAUCCCUGUACGUAGUUGCUGGUGAUAUAACUGAUCUUGAUGCUGAUGUUGCUGUCGUCCCAUCCAUUUCAAGUCUCGAACUUUCUGGUACUGCCGGACGUCUAGUACGGGCAAAAGGAGGUUUUGAAAUUCAGAAAGAAUGUUAUGACAUAGUUAAAUACAAAAGAGGCCGUAUUUCACCAGGAGAUGUGUAUGUAACAACAAGUGGAAACCUUUCUGUGAAACAUUUAAUACACGCUGUCAUCCCGUGCAGAGAUGAUCUCGAACAAGAUGCUGAUAAAAUUCUUGCGAGUUUGGUGGACCAAUCUAUUUUAAAGGCAGCAGCACUUGGAGGGAAGUCUAUAUUGUUUCCGUUGAUUGGAACUGGUGAUUUCAACUUUGCGCUUGAAAAAGUUGCUGAGGUUCUUCUCACGAAUAUUAUGACAAUUUUCAAAGAGGACAGUGAUAUUGGGUUAGAAAGAGUUUAUAUUUGUGAUUUAGACGAAGAAAAACUUGAGAAAGUCAUUAUGCAAGCUAAACAAAUGUCAGAUAACAAGGACAGCGAUGACUCUGGUGAAAUUCCAACGAACCGUCAAAGUGAGAAGUCGAUAAAAUGUGAUGUCAUAAUGAAGCCUUUGGCCGAACUGCAGGCGGACGCUUUUGUGAAUGCAACAACCUGGGAUAUAAAUCUUCGGAUAGGUGCUCUUGGACGGGCUAUUUUAGAUGUCGCGGGAGAUGAAGUUUUGGAAGAUAUCAAACGCACUUAUCCUGAUGGUGUUCGAUAUGGUGAAGUAGCUAUUUCUAACACAGGGCGAAUGAAACACAGCAUUGAGGCAUUUUUCCAUGGACAAAUCCCACACUGGACUCCAAACGAUGGAUUUGCAGAAAUCGUCUUAUCCAAAUUUGUGACUGAGUGUCUACUAGAAGCUAAUCGGCGCAGUUUUUGCUCAAUCGCAUUCCCUGCGCUCGGAUGUGGCAAGAGAGGAUAUCCACCUGACGUUGUAGUGACAAUUAUGCUUCGUGCAAUAAACGAAUUUGCAAGACAAAACCCCGGGACUACAGUUGAUCUUGUGAAGUUUGUUAUUCCUCAGAAUAGAUCAGAUCUUUUCGAGGUGUUUUAUGAGUUUGUAUAUGAAAACAAGAGUAUGAAAACAAGGAGCUUUGUCAGGGAAUACUUUCUUCGUUCCCGGUCAGUCAACAACUUCCUUCUACAAAGAGAUAGUCCCCAGAUUCAAGUAGGUCCUGUGUCUAUAAAGUUGACCCUUGGAAACAUUACGAUGGAAGGCACACACGCGAUUGUCAAUUCCACCAAUGUCGCAUUGAACUUGAAGCGUGGUCUGGUGUCAUCUAUGAUUCUUUUGGCCGCGGGAAAGGUCAUUCAGCUUGAAUGCAACACUGACGAGAAGAAAAAACAAGCUCAGCUAAAUAAAAUAGUAACAACAGGCCCGGGUAGAUUGUUAUGCAAGAAAAUACUACACAUGGUCGCAGGAGAAAGUAUACAGCAGUGGAGAAAAUGCAUUAAACGUUGUCUCCGGACGGCAGAAGCGGAGAACCUGCCAAUUGUAUCGUUUCCUGCAAUUGGAACAGGUCAAUGUGGACAACCUGCUUCUGACAUGGCCGAUGUGUUGGCAACAACUGUAAAGAAGUAUGUUCAAAGCACCAAAUACAGGGGUAUCCUCAAGGCCAUUAGAAUUGUCCUCUAUGAUCAGGAAAUACUAGAGGAGUUUCGAACAACCAUUAAGAAAAGGCUCUUUGGCAAACGAAGGGGGUCAAGGAUUUCUAAAUUCUUCAUGAGAAAUGAAAGCCAUGCAAUAGAAGCUGACGUCAAAUUCCACAUAUUUGCUGAGACAGAGAAAGACGCAGAACGAGUCAUCCAAGAACUUCAUUCUUUGAAGACGGAGGAGAAGAUUGCUUUUCCAUCGUCGGUUGUAGGCCGUCUUACAGAAUCACAGGAACACGAUCUCAUAGAAAUAGCAAAGCGUCGAAGGACAGUAAUUGGUGGUAUAGACAGGAAGGAUGGAUGCAUUGCCGUGUCUGGCUUUGACUGUGACGUUGAACAGACCAGACAUGAAAUUGAAAUAUAUCUAGCAAAACAAUCAAAUGUGCCACUUCCGGACCGUUGGAAUAUGAAUGUAUUCGAAUCUCCAAAGCUGAUUGAGCUUCAACAAGAUGACUCAGAAUACAAGACAUUACACAAUCUUUGUCAUCGGACGCUACCUUCUGGUACAUAUAUAAAGAUUGAACGCAUUCAAAAUCCUUUGCUGUACAUACAGUAUGAAGAACGAAAGCGUGAACUGACGCAAGGAGUAAGUGGCGGAAGUCGAACGAUAUCUUUAUGGUAUGGAGGAAGACCAGAAGAUACCUCGUACAUUUCAAAUCAUGGAUUCCACAAGCUUUGUGAAACAAGCUCUUCAUGCGGAACGAGAGUACGAUUUACAAAGCAAGUUCGGACAACGUAUGAUGAGUUCUGCAGACAGGACCUCACAGGAGUGAAGGUUUUGAUGUUUGUAGAUGUGCUUGUCAGUGACCGAUCCGCAACUGACAUAAAUGUAUUUCAAAUAACGGAGCCGAACCAGGCCUGUCCGAGAUUUGUCGUGUACUUUAAGGAAUCAUAACAAUUGCCCAAAACUAUGUUGUAGCUGCAUUGUAUUCGAACAAAUAUGGUUAACACUGACGAGCUCUGGACAAGUUAUUAUAACUGAAUAUUUUUAUUUGGUCAAAAUUAGCCAAAUAAAAUAACUGAUUGGUCAAUAGUGUUCCAAUUAUAACUAUAAACCAAUCAAAUCAUUUAAAAAGCAACCUAUCCAAAAAAUAUAACCGAGUGACAACUAAUCAAAGUGAUAUACAUUUUCUUCUCUUAGGAACACGAAGUUGCCAAACUCUGAUAAAAACAUAUUUCGUUAAAUUUGAGUUGCUCUUAAAAUGACAUAUGAAUUAACCUUUGAAUAUGUUUCCAUUUUGGUCAUUGAAACCCACUUGUGCACGAUAGAAGUUCCUUAAGAUCGUUUUGUCAAUUUGAGAGGCUAUGAGCUGUUUCAAACACAAAAAAGAAAAUAGCAUAUAGCUAAAAUUAUUCCUGUACAUUUUUUAGAUGUACCAUUUCUUCCGUAUUCUUUUAAAAUAUACUGAUUUUGUACAUCCAUUAUAUGCUAUUCGGUCGUUUAUAGAGAUUUUUCAGUGAAAAAAAGGAUAUUUUAUUGUUUAAAACAGCAAAUAGAUAAAUUUAAUAUUUUCACUUUUUUUUAGCACACUUUCACGUCAAUAUCAGCGUGCAUAGGGCUCGAACAUAAUUUAAGCAGUAUCAUUUCUUAAAUGACGAUACGUUCGAAAACACUUUAACGUGCAUUAACUAUCCGUUUUAGGCACAUACAAGAUUUUGUUUCAAUGUAAGAUCGCAAUAAAUUUCACCUCAUUAACACAUAAAAAUAUGACAUAUAGAUUUUUGUACUCACGUUCGAACUUACACGAAAACAAACAAUUAUCUCCUAUGUCGUGGCGCUUGCUUUUUUAAAUGAGCUGUAUUAUGAAUGUUCCAUUUUAUCUUUCGUUUUGUUUUGUCUACAUAUGCAAUUUUUGUAUAUAUUUAAACACUCUCAUGGAUGUUUUGCUUAUGUAUAAAUAAAGACUUUGAACAUAUUGUAUGAAAUCCACACUGGCUUGUCUUCAGCAAUGUCUUUGAAGGAGGUCAGUACAGCAUGCUCUACGAAAAGAAUUGGUCCAUUCCGCAAAUGUACAGUUUCGUAAUAUAGCCAUUUAUUAUGAUCAUUUUGAAUUUUGUCGCAAUUAUCAAGGAGCUUAAAGCUUGAUUUAUUGUGUAAGUCAGAUAUAUGGAAACCAUUUUUGCAAAAAGUAUUUCAUUUGUAUAUUUUUUCAUUAAUAAGCAUACAUUUUAUGGCACAUACAGUAUUAUCAUAAAUUGUUAAGAUGUUGAAAGACAUGUCCGUUGGCUAGCUAUGCACUUUAGUUGUUACCAAAACUAUUUCAUUGAUGUAUAUUAUUGUCUUUUAUUUCAAUUCCUCACCUUUACAUCGUAGUGUUGUCAAGCACUGUUUAUGUGUGAAUGGCGUAAUGUAAGUUGAAUGGGAUUGCAAUAUAGGUGUUUUCGAAAGUGUGCUUUUUUCUUUCCAUUUAUAACAAUUGUUCACCAUUGCCCCAUAGUAUUAUCAUACAGUGUUAUUGAGAUGAAAACAAACUAAAAUAUUUUAUUCAUUUACAUUUUUUGCUUCAUUCAUUCCAACGUUUUACUGUUCCUACAAAGUAUUGUCAUACAUGUUAAUGUGAUGAUGGCGAAAUGUAAUUUGGACAGGCUAUGCAAAUUAUUCGAACAUAUUUCAAUUAUGUAUAACCACUUAUAUAAUGUAAAGUACCAUGCAAAAGUAAUGCUAUUCACUCGAGGCUUCUGAUUUUUUGCCCCUGAUUUACAGUCGUAUGUUUGGCUUUUGGUUUAGUCGUAUAUUCGUAAAUAGUACAUGCCAAACUACAUAAAGCAGUUACAUUCCUUUGCCGUAUAGUAAUCACUGCCCACAGACGUGUAGUGUGAUGAUUAUAAGUAGAUUUUUAUAAUUUGAAAUGAUAUUAAAUACUUUUUUUCACUUUGAAAACAAUGCUUUUUGUAUAAAAUGUGAAUAGAAUAUAACAUUAAAACAUAUCAAAACAAAACAAAAACAUAACUUAAAAACAGUUAUUUUUUGGAAGUAGUGGCAAAGGUCUUAUCUGCUCGUCAAGGAAGAUCAUUACUAAGGACAUUGCAUACAUGCAUAUCAAAACAUUUAUGUUCAUGUUUAUGUUGUCGGUAUGUUUAUGAGAUGUUUUCUGUCAUUUCCUUUAUACAGUUGAUAUGGAUGUUAAUAGCCUACUAGGCUUUGUAUUUUAAGGAAAGAAGAAUAUAUAUAUAUUCUGAGCAAUAACAGUUAUUUGAAUGUAAAUUCAAUAUACACUUGAAAUA
Molecule: messenger RNA, 7670 nt
Organism: Mya arenaria
Lineage: Eukaryota; Metazoa; Mollusca; Bivalvia; Myida; Myidae
Product: protein mono-ADP-ribosyltransferase PARP14-like
Exons: 25
Coding region: 226-5340 (1704 amino acids)
Biological process (GO): negative regulation of gene expression
Cellular component (GO): nucleus; cytoplasm
Molecular function (GO): nucleic acid binding; transcription corepressor activity
Source: RefSeq, a predicted model, not a curated record